AUUCAAGAAUGAUGCAGUUUAUGUUUGCGGCUUUGGUCUUCCUUGCUCAUGCAAUGAGCAUCAAUGCUGGAACAAACUUUUAUUGGACGUGGAAACUUGAUUGCCCUUCAGGUCAAUCUGUCAGGCAUAUAAGCAGUGUUCAUAGCAACUAUCAUGAGGAUCGUUCAUGGACAUUCACCUGCAGAUCUGACCCAGUCACACAAAGUACCUGUUCUUGGUCUGGAUGGGUAAAUUUGUUUGGCGAAAUGAUCCUUUAUCAAUGCAAAGAUGGAGUUAUUGCGGGUGUGCAAUCGUACCAUAACAAAUAUCAUAAAGACAGAAGAUAUAGCUUCAAAUGCUGUAAAGCCAAAAGUUACACCCGUAUUUGUACUUGGACUGGCUUUGUCAACAACUGGGAUGGUUAUGUGACCUAUGGCGUACGUCAUAAUUAUUAUCUUGUUGGCCUGUUCAGUUAUCACAGCAAAGGCCAUGGAGACAGAAGAUGGAGAUUCCUUACAUGUUAACAAUGUGGAUAAA
Dendronephthya gigantea is the source of this 516-nucleotide messenger RNA. Its product is annotated as hemagglutinin/amebocyte aggregation factor-like. The coding region runs from base 9 to 503 and encodes 164 amino acids. Lineage: Eukaryota; Metazoa; Cnidaria; Anthozoa; Malacalcyonacea; Nephtheidae. The transcript has 4 exons. The record is from RefSeq and is a predicted model, not a curated record.